AUGUUACUGUAUGUGUCACAGCCUGCAGACCCACAGGACAGUCUCAGUGAGGAGGAGGAGGAGGAUGAAGACGCAGAGGCGGCUCUGAAGAAGGAAGUGUCUCAGAUACAGUUGUCUAUGAAGACGCAUCAGCAGAGGUUCAGUGCGGUGGACAGCGGAGCUCAUAAUGUUGUGUUCAUUCGCACUCAUGGAGUCGACCCAGAGCAGCUAGUCCAUCACAUUCUGUCAGACCUCUAUCAGACGAAGAAGAGGAAGUCACGUGUGAUCCUGCGCAUGCUGCCGGUCAGUGGCACAUGUAAAGCGUUUCCCGAGGACAUGGAGAAGUUCCUGAGUGUGUUUCUGGAGCGCUGGUUCAGAGCGCCGCAGCGAGCCACAUACCAGAUCUGCUUCAAAGCCAGAAACAGCAGCCACAACAAGAGAGAGGAGGUCAUCAAAGCUGUGGCCAGUCUGGUGGGGAAGCUGAAUCCACUGAAUAAGGUGGAUCUGACCAACCCUGAGCUCUCCAUCAUCAUCGACAUCAUCAAGGCGGUCUGCUGCGUCAGCGUCCUCAAGGACUACACGCUCUUUCGCAAGUUCAACCUGCAGGAAGUGGCCAAGGAGCCCACCAAUCAGAGCAUGGGCCCGCAGAACGCAACCAAUCAGAACACGGGCAAGCAGGAACCAGCCAAUCAGAACACAGGCCCGCAGGAGGCAGUCCAUCAGACGCAGGAACACGGGGAGGGAGAGAAAGUGGAUGGGAGCGCAGAGAGCUGCGACAUCACCGCUGGCAAUGGGACGAAGGAGGCGGAGCUUGAGUGAACGUGUGUCACAUGACUGUGGCUGUGUUUUUAAAACCAUUUCUACAAAGUUUGUGUGUUAUGUUCAGGCUUUUGUUUUUACUUCUGUAUGUUGGGUGAUAUUAACAGUUUCUGUUCAUUGUACGGGACUCUUGUGUCAUUUUGGACACAUUUUCCUCUGAAAAGAAGACAGAGGUGUGGAAAUCCAAUAAAACAACUAAA
This is a messenger RNA of Sinocyclocheilus anshuiensis, 998 nucleotides long. It is a transcript of the gene thumpd1, whose product is annotated as THUMP domain containing 1. Bases 1 to 798 code for a protein of 265 amino acids. The transcript is spliced from 3 exons. Gene Ontology annotation, biological process: tRNA modification. Gene Ontology annotation, molecular function: RNA binding. The record is from RefSeq and is a predicted model, not a curated record. NCBI's taxonomy places the organism in Eukaryota, Metazoa, Chordata, Actinopteri, Cypriniformes, Cyprinidae.